Messenger RNA from Culex pipiens pallens (northern house mosquito), 1287 nucleotides. RefSeq lists its product as uncharacterized. Gene Ontology annotation, biological process: detection of chemical stimulus involved in sensory perception of smell; sensory perception of smell. Bases 47 to 1216 code for a protein of 389 amino acids. Gene Ontology annotation, molecular function: odorant binding; olfactory receptor activity. The record is from RefSeq and is a predicted model, not a curated record. Gene Ontology annotation, cellular component: plasma membrane. The transcript is spliced from 4 exons. NCBI's taxonomy places the organism in Eukaryota, Metazoa, Arthropoda, Insecta, Diptera, Culicidae.
UUCAUAAAUCUCGCCCAACCCAACCAACCGCCACAGUCGCGGCAGGAUGCACUUCCUGAAGAGAUCGCUCCCACCGAACCAGCAGUUCCUGACGUUCGGGCUGCACGCCCUGCGGCUGAUUGGCCUCUGGGGUCCCGAUCGGCGCCAAAUCUUCCGCUACUAUCUGCUGGUCCUGGUGGAGCUAGUGCUGCUGGUUGGACCGAAGAUCAUCUUCGGCUCCGGCCAGGACGGGUUCGAAUCGUUCAUUCGGAACAGUGCGGAGUUGAUUUUCCUGAUUGAGGUGAUGAUUUCGAUCGGCAUUUUCGCCUCUCGGCGAAAGUCGUUCGAACGGUUGGUUGAGGUGUUGGACCAGACUCUGCAGCGAAAGUGGCCAGAUUCGUUGAGGGAAGAGAUUGGGCAGUUCAACAGGAAGGUGGAACUAUUUGCGAGGGUGUACGCGGCCUAUCUCUUUGGGAUGCUCGCGUUUUUCUGUGUUUUCCCGGUGAUUUCAACGUUCUACAAGGUGAUAUUUGUGGCUGAAGAAGAAAGAAGCGACUUCAUGUUGAUCAUCUACGUGAAAUUUUUUGGACUCGACAUCGAGCGUAAUGUUCAUCAUUACAUGAUCUACAUCUUGAGUAUGAUUUGCCCCAUUAGUGCAUCGGCCUAUCAAAGCUCCAUCAAAAUGAUCGUCAUCGUGGUCGUCAUCCAGUACGGGGCUAAGCUGUUUGACUUGGUUGCUAAACGUGUUACGGUGCUGGAACUCAUCAAAUCGGACCAGGAACGCCACGACGAAUUGCGAGAGAUCAUAAAGCUGCACAAUUUGGCUCUGGAGUACGUUGAACAUCUGGAAGAGACCGUUUGCUUCGUUAUGAUCAACCAAAUUCUAAGUUGUAUGUUGAUUUCGUGCCUCAUGAUGUUCUACAUAACAACUAACUUUGGGCCAAAUGUUGCAACUGUGGUGCAGCUGUUCAUGGUUCUGGUAGGCGAGAUGAUUGUCUACUGCUUCAACGGAACAAUGCUGAUUGAAAAGGCAACGAGCGUGGUGGAUGCCCUGUUCUACUAUCCCUGGUACAAGGAACCCAUUUGGGUGCAAAAGGUUUUCCUCAGAAUGAUCCAACGUGGUCAGCGUCCCACGGGCAUAACGGCGGCCAAGUUCUACUACGUCGACGUGAACCGGCUCGGAGUGGUGUUCCAGGCGUCGUACUCGUACUAUUUGAUACUGAAGAACAGCUUUUAAAAAGAGACUAAUCUAAUGAUGACGAUUGCAUGUUUUACAGCACUACACAAUUUAUCUCACAGAGUUGAUUA